This is a messenger RNA of Magallana angulata, 1498 nucleotides long. Its product is annotated as battenin-like. Gene Ontology annotation, cellular component: membrane; lysosome. The transcript is spliced from 10 exons. The record is from RefSeq and is a predicted model, not a curated record. Gene Ontology annotation, biological process: lysosome organization; regulation of intracellular pH. Bases 182 to 970 code for a protein of 262 amino acids. Lineage: Eukaryota; Metazoa; Mollusca; Bivalvia; Ostreida; Ostreidae.
UUGUGAAAGUGAAAAUGAGGCAAUGUCCAACCACAUCAUGACAUUUGUAAAAGGUUGGAACACAAAUGUCCAAGAAAAGGUCAUUCAGUGUGACUAAAAAGAUACUAUACCACCAAAAGACAAGAAGGUGUCCUGCAACAAAAAGACAAGCUGCAAGACCAGAAAAGAAAGAGAGUAGUCUAUGAAAGAAAGAAGGAGGAAUGUUAUAUCAGCGUACUCGUCGGGAACUGGUGGCGCUUGGAUAUUUGGUGCUCUGUCCGCCGGUCUGUCACCUAGAAAGACGUUACUUGUGAUGACUAUCAUACCUGCCCUCAUGUUUAUCAGCUUCUUUAUUGUGAUAAAGAAACCUAGACAGUUCUAUCAAAAAGAAUACAUUGUCAAAUACAGUGAGGACACCAGUAGUCUGCUGAAAGAACCAGAAGAUGCAGAUGAUAAAAUAAAAGGAAGAUUAACAUUGAGAGAAAAAUUACUCCUUUUAAAACCACUGAUGAAAUACAUGAUACCUCUGUGUGUAGUGUACAUCGCUGAAUACUUUAUCAAUCAAGGAUUAUAUGAACUUCUGUAUUUUAAUCACAUUUGGCUCUCGGAGAAAGAACAGUAUAGAUGGUAUCAAGUGGACUACCAGUUAGGCGUGUUCAUCUCCAGGUCAUCUGUCAAUGUGUUCAAAAUCAACAAACUGUGGACUCUUCCAGUGUUACAGUGUGUUAAUGUUGCAAUACUCACAGCCCAAGUCUUUCUGCGGUUCAUCCCCAAUAUCUGGAUCAUCUUCGCCCUUGUCCUGUUUGAGGGACUUUUGGGGGGAGCCGCCUUUGUCAAUACGUUCUACAAGAUCUCAGAGGAUAUUGAGGCAGAAUUCAAGGAAUUUAGCCUGGCAGCUGCUACUAUUGCUGACUCCGUGGGAAUUUCUAUCGCUGGUGCGAUCUCUAUUCCAGUUCACAACCAUAUAUGUUCACUCAAUCUGAAAAUGUGAAUGUCUCCUGUAUAUUGUAUAAAAAUGAUGACUGUAUGGACAUUCUCCAACACUUUGUUAGUGCUAACCAUAAUUAAUUUCUAUAUACUUAAAAGACAACAAGUAUUUUAAUUUGAUGGCAUAUAAUUUUGUUGGAAUGUCAUGAUAAGUCUGCCCUUCUUUCCUCCCUUCUAUACCAUGAAAGGGAUACUACAUGCACAAAUACAUGCUGGAAUUUUAAAUCUUUUAGAAAUAGUCUGUGAUGAAAUGUCAAUAUUUCUCUUAAAUAUCAAGGUUAAGUUGCUAUGAAUAUUCAAAGGCUUGUGUGUGUGUUGCUAAAAUGUAUAAAAUAAUUUUGAAUGAUGAUCAUUUGUUAAAUGGAUAUUUAAUUUUGAAAUAUUUAUGCAGCAUGUAAGUGUAUAAGCUCCAAAUGCAAAGUACAUAAUAUUUGACUAUAUUAAGAAAGAUAACUCUUUGCAGAAUAAAUGACUAAUUUAUAGAGAAUGUUUUAACAUUGAUAUGUGCAAUUAUCUGUGAAACAUAUCCAAC